UGGUUGGCAGACACAUUAUAUACGAAUUUUCCGUCAAUAUAAUUACAAUAUACUGUAUACAGUAUAUUCAUACAUCUAUCUGUAAACAUGAUGGCAGAACAAGAAGCGGGGAGCUUGAAGAAGAAGAAGAAAAUAAUCGCAAUUGCAGCAGGAGAAGCUCACACUCUCGCACUUACCAGUGAUGGACAGGUAUAUACAUGGGGUAGAGGUACCUUCGGCCGUCUGGGCAAUGCUUCUGACCUCGAUCAGCUCUUUCCACUUAAUAUUAAUUUCACGGAUCAGAAUGAUAGCGUCAAGAUUACUGGAAUUUCUGCCGGCGCUUAUCACUCUCUAGCUCUUGCUGAUGAUGGUUCACUUUGGAGCUGGGGCUAUAACGCUUAUGGUCAACUAGGUUUUGAUGGAGAUAAUUCUUCUGUUCCCUGUUUGGUGAAGUUGCCAAAGGCAGGGAAUGAAACAGAACGUAAGGUUUCUUUAGUGAAAUCUGGAGGUAUGAUGUCACUAGCAGUAGAUGAUAUUGGGUCCCUCUGGAUGUGGGGCAACUGCUCUGUACAAGGAAACUCAAGUGAAUCAGAAUUUAUACUUGACCCGACACCUACUCCUAUGUCUGUUGAUUUCUAUGGGCACACUGUGGUUAAGGUAGCAUGUGGAAGUGAGCACAUUGCAGCUUUAGUCAAUGGUGAAGGUGGUGAUCUCGUAUGCUAUACAUUUGGUAACAACAAUCAUGGCCAGUUAGGCCUUGGAGAUACAAAUAUGAGGCCAAACCCUCAAAUGGUUGACAAAUUCAACGCAAGAUCUCUAUGGAAAGCUUAUGAAGUAGCUUGCGGAGCCUUCCAUACUUGUGUACUUACUUAUAAAAGGACACAGAGUGUUCCACUAGAAAGUUUAUGUUGGACUUUUGGCCGUGGUAAUAACGGACAAUUAGGUCAGGGAACCACAAAAAACUCAUUGUACCCAGAAAUUGUUGAUAAGUUGCCCGAAAACGUGCUCUUAGUUUCUGUAGCAUGUGGUUUGUUUCACACAAGUGUAGUUUCAUCAUCUGGGAAUGUUUGGUCUUGGGGAAUGGAAAACGGGUUGGGCCUAUGUCCUGAAGCUACUUUUACGGAAGGUGAUGGUGGAGAUGCACUUUCUCCCCGGUUAAUCAAUGACGUAUCUGGGCCAAGAUUUUCAGAACCUGUUCAGGUAGCUUGUGGUGCUGCUCAUACUGUUAUUCUUGCAGAUGGUGGAUACAAGCUUUGGUCUUGGGGAAGAGGAAGAAGUGGUGUCCUCGGAAAUGGUCAAGAGGCUGAUUUUUUCUCCCCAAAGGCCGUGUUGUGGCCUCCACCAAAUGUCGAGGGUCCAGAAACUGUUGCCAACAACCCCGUUGUGGAAAAGGAUCCUGAAGAAGCAACCGAGAUUGAGAAGAAAUUAUCAGUUAUGAUGGAUGAAAUGAAUCUUCUGCACUCUAAGCUUCGUAUAAUGGAGCGUUACGCCAGCAUUCUUCAUGGUUCUAUCUUUGGAAAGCCAUUUGAAGAAGAUAAAGAUAUACCACUCUCGUUACAGAACUCGGGUACAUUUGAUAUUACCAAAGAGUGGGAGAAUAUGCUGGAAUCAUGUGAUCGUGGUAAACUCAUACGUUUGCAGAUGUUUUAUCGUAACAUGCUUGCAGGUGUUGAAGAUAAGAUGAUGAAACAAAGGAUUAAGGAGAUGCUUAAAGAGUAUCUUGGAUCAUCAACGAGUACCAAUCACUAAGCAGGCAUGUUUAAUGUGGAUUAGGCCCGUCUAUGUUUUGUAUUAAUCCUUAUUACAGGUGUGUUUGCUGUACAUCUCAUUUAGAAAUGUUGAGAUUGUAUUAAAGAAAAAGUUGCCUAGUUCCUGCUUUAUACA
Molecule: messenger RNA, 1863 nt
Organism: Erigeron canadensis
Lineage: Eukaryota; Viridiplantae; Streptophyta; Magnoliopsida; Asterales; Asteraceae
Product: ultraviolet-B receptor UVR8-like
Exons: 5
Coding region: 88-1728 (546 amino acids)
Source: RefSeq, a predicted model, not a curated record